Aedes aegypti (yellow fever mosquito) is the source of this 869-nucleotide messenger RNA. Its product is annotated as deoxycytidylate deaminase. Gene Ontology annotation, cellular component: cytoplasm. Gene Ontology annotation, biological process: dUMP biosynthetic process; dTMP biosynthetic process. The coding region runs from base 105 to 698 and encodes 197 amino acids. The transcript has a single exon. The record is from RefSeq and is a predicted model, not a curated record. Gene Ontology annotation, molecular function: zinc ion binding; dCMP deaminase activity. NCBI's taxonomy places the organism in Eukaryota, Metazoa, Arthropoda, Insecta, Diptera, Culicidae.
GCUCCCGUUUUGUCAAAACUCGUGACACGAAAGUUGGCGCCAAGAUUCCACUCAAGUUGUUGAAAAUAAACAGUGCAUCGUGCAAAGAAUUUAACUGAAAUAAAAUGGAUAAAGCAACUGACGAUCUCGCCAACAUGAAUCUCAGCGAGCAGAAACGGGCUGAUUACCUCGACUGGAACGAGUACUUCAUGGCCACGGCAUUCUUGGCGGCCCGUCGCAGCAAGGAUCCCAAUACUCAGGUCGGAGCAUGCAUCGUCAACGAAGAGCGAAAAAUAGUCGGUGUAGGAUAUAACGGAUUCCCGCUAGGAUGUAGCGACGAUGAGUUCCCCUGGGGUAAGGCGUCCCUUGACCCUCUGGGGACCAAAUACCUGUACGUGUGUCACGCGGAAAUGAAUGCCAUCCUGAACAAGAACAGUUCGGAUGUGAAGAACUGCACAAUGUACGUGGCGCUGUUCCCUUGUAACGAAUGCGCAAAAAUUAUCAUUCAAUCCAAGAUCAAGGAGGUAAUUUACAUGUCCGAUAAGCAUGCACACAAGAAUACGACCAUCGCGGCCAAGAAGAUGUUCGACGCGGCGGGGAUCAAGUAUUGGCAGUUCGUGCCAAGCAAGAGCAGAAUCGUGAUAGACUUUUCGGAAAUCGAUUGGGACAAUCUGAAUCAGCUACCAGCCACUCCGACUAAGAGCAAUGGGCUGAAUUGAAGUACCUUUCAAUAAUAGAACGACGUGUUAUCAAUAAACGAUGAUAAUUUAUUAUAAAUCCUCUCUGCUAUAAAUAGUAGAUUAAUGAUACACCACUUUCAUGACUGUUACAAUGACAAACUUGUUAAAGGAAUUACAAUGCAAUAAAACUUGAGGUGGUACAAAAAUAAA